Python bivittatus (Burmese python) is the source of this 687-nucleotide messenger RNA. It is a transcript of the gene OXLD1, whose product is annotated as oxidoreductase like domain containing 1. NCBI's taxonomy places the organism in Eukaryota, Metazoa, Chordata, Lepidosauria, Squamata, Pythonidae. The record is from RefSeq and is a predicted model, not a curated record. Gene Ontology annotation, cellular component: mitochondrion.
GCCCGGCGAGCGGCGAAGGAGACGCAGUUGCCCAAAAGCGUCCGGAGAGAUGAUGCAAUUGGGGGUUUUCCGCUGCCGUCGCGGGUUGGCGGGGUCUUUUGGUACAUCAGAAGCGGGGCAGAAGUAUAUAUAUCUGUUUGGAGGCCCUGAGGAUAGUGAUACCACAGUGCUAUCCCUGCUGAAAAGAUCCUGCCAUAGGAGGUUAGCAAACCUAGGGUGGCACCCUGCAGCGCUACUAGAGAGUGGACAGCGUCACUUCUGUGCAGAUACGGAGAGCGGUCAUGGUACCCAGGAUGCUGCUCCCCUGAAAGACAAGUCGUGCUCUGAGAAGGAAACUGCUUCUUCAGGGAACCUUUUUACCAUCCCACCAACACUUCUCCCUCCCACAACUUGUUGUAUGAGUGGAUGCCACAACUGCGUCUGGAUUGAUUAUGCAGAAGAGCUUCUGAAAUACUACAGGGAUGGUGGAGAUCAGGCCUUGGCAGCCGUGGAGGAGCACGUACAGGAUGAAAAUAUUAAAAUGUUCUUAAAGAUGGAAAUUAAGCUCCGUAUGAAGAAAGACUGAAAUUUUUGAUCUGGUGUACUCUUAGUACAUGGUUUCAGACUAUAGGAGAUUUUGAAGGGGAAAAUUAUUUAAUGGUUUCUUCUGCAAGAGGUGUUAUGUUUUAUUUUAUAUAAAGAGUUCUA